CACCCCCUCUCUUUUCUCUCAUUCAGUUCCCUUGAGAGCAAACCAAGAUGGAGAAGAAAAGAAGCAAACAGACUUCUCUAAUCCUGUGGGCUACUGUUGCUGCAUUACUCAUGCAGAAUUUGGUCAUUUCUUGUAGAACUCCUCCAAAAAAUUCGCGAACACCUCCAUCACAUGGCUCAGGAAGUGGUGGCUCUAGAAAAACACCUUCACAUGGAAGCAGUACCCGUGGCGGAAAAUCACAUGCUGGCUGUGAUAAUCCGCCAAGUGGAGGGGGCGGCGGACAUACUCCAACCCCAGAUCCUCCUUCGGGAGGAACUGGAGGUGGUUACUCUCCGCCAUCCCCUCCAAGUACCCCAUCCACACCGAGCACUCCGGAUAUCUCCGUACCAUCACCUCCAUUUGACCCCAAUUCACCACCUUCUGGAGGGGGCGGAUACUAUCCAUCCCCUCCAACUGAUAGUGGAACCCCGCCAACUACGCCUAUCAUAAGCCCUAACACUCCGAGCAUUCCCGAUAUAUCCACACCUUCAACUCCAUUUGACCCCAAUUCACCACCUUCUGGAGGGGGCGGGUACUACCCAUCCCCUCCAACUUAUGGUACCCCUACCACACCAAUUACUCCUAUCAUCGGCCCUGACACUCCGAGCAUCCCUGAUAUAUUCACUCCUUCAGCUCCAUUUGACCCCAAUUCACCACCUUCAGGCGGGUACUAUCCCUUCCCUCCAACUUUCCCUACACCUAGUACCCCCGGUAUACCCAUAUUUUUCCCACCAACUACCCCCAUCAUCAACCCGGGCACCCCUGCUAUCUACAUACCUCCACCUCUAUUCGAUCCUAAUUCACCACCUUUCUCGAUCGAUUACUGGAGGACUAACCCGGCUUUAAUAUGGAGCUUGUUUGGGUGGUGGGCAACUGUUGGUAGUGCAUUUGGUGUAGCUGCUACUCCGGGGCUCGGAUCAAACUUCAACCUCCUGCAAGCACUUACAAACACUCGUUCCGAUGGUGUUGGAGAACUCUACAGGGAAGGUACAGCUUCCUUGCUGAACUCCAUGGUGAACAAGAAGUUUCCUUAUACUACCAAACAAGUUAGGGAAAAAUUUGUUGCAGCACUUGGUUCAAACAAGGCUGCUGCAGCUCAGGCAGCGCGAUUUAAGUUAGCCAACGAGGGUCCAUUCAAGCCUAGAGCUUGAAAUGAAGGCUCGUAUAUAUCAAUAAUUCUGAUUCUACGUAUGAACAUUUUCUUACUAUCUCCUUCAUUCGAAUAGUGAUGUAUGGUAUCCUAACAGACUGAUAGACCUUGAACUUUGUAUCAUGUUCACCUUAAAAUCUUGCAAGUAUGUUUCA
Molecule: messenger RNA, 1344 nt
Organism: Solanum stenotomum
Lineage: Eukaryota; Viridiplantae; Streptophyta; Magnoliopsida; Solanales; Solanaceae
Product: protodermal factor 1-like
Exons: 3
Coding region: 48-1190 (380 amino acids)
Source: RefSeq, a predicted model, not a curated record